UUCUUCUUCUUCUUCCAAAACUUCCCCAAGCCAAACCCUAGAUUUGAUUUCCGCUUGCCAGAAUCUCAAAAUGGAUUUAUCUAACGCCGAUUUCGAGAGGCUUAUGAUGUUGGAUCUCGCUCGUAACGCUUGCGCGGAACAGUACAUGAAUGAUCCUCACGAUUCUGAGAACUUGCUCAAAUGGGGUGGGGCAUUACUUGAGUUUUCUCAGUUCCAGAGUGUUGCUGAUGCAAAGAUCAUGUUAGAUGAUGCUCUUUCCAAGUUUGAAGAGGCAUUGAAGAUAGACCCAGGGAAGCAUCAGGCUCUUUGGUGUCUUGGCAACGCCUACUCUUCCCAAGCGUUUCUUAAUCCAGAUUCAGAUGUAGCUCAAGGUCUCUUUGAUAAAGCUGCUGACUAUUUCCAGAGAGCUGCAACUGAGGAUCCAAGUAAUGAGAUGUAUAUCAAGUCCAUGGAAGUUGCAACAGAGGGGCCGAAACUGCAUAAGGAGAUACAUAAGCAAGGUGGAAUGAUGCAGCAGGCACUAGCUGGAGGAGGAGGAGGAGGAGGCCCCUCUGCUUCUUCAAAUGCCAACGGUGGUAAGAAGAAGAAUAAGAAGAAGAACAAUGACUUCACUUACGAUGUAUGCGGAUGGAUAAUUCUGGCAUGUGGGAUUGUUGCUUGGGUUGGCAUGGCUAAAUCCCUUGGCCCUCCACCUCCUGCUAGAUAAAGUCCUUAGUAGUGAAACGCCAUCAUGCCAUGAGGAAAAUAAUGCUCUCUGCUUUCCCAAACAGAGCCUUUCUAAAGUUGAAGAGAUUUUGACGUUUGUGGUGGCUUAUUUGAUUUUGUUUGCCUACCAGGUCGUGUGCGUCGAGAUCAAAUUGUUUUGUUUACUUAAUUACUACAUUAGGAUGUUUGUUUCUCCCAUUCGAUUUACUAUAUCCACGUAUCUAGUGGUCAAGAGAAGAGAACUAUACUUUGUUUUUGUGGUACGUUUACAUGUACACGAUUUCUUUUAUCAAGAAUAAUCUCCGAGGGAGCUGCUC
Eruca vesicaria subsp. sativa (arugula) is the source of this 1022-nucleotide messenger RNA. The record is from the annotation of a GenBank genome assembly. NCBI's taxonomy places the organism in Eukaryota, Viridiplantae, Streptophyta, Magnoliopsida, Brassicales, Brassicaceae.